Ipomoea nil (Japanese morning glory) is the source of this 3106-nucleotide messenger RNA. Its product is annotated as disease resistance protein RPM1-like. Gene Ontology annotation, biological process: defense response to other organism. The record is from RefSeq and is a predicted model, not a curated record. NCBI's taxonomy places the organism in Eukaryota, Viridiplantae, Streptophyta, Magnoliopsida, Solanales, Convolvulaceae. The transcript has 3 exons. Bases 28 to 2808 code for a protein of 926 amino acids. Gene Ontology annotation, molecular function: protein binding; ADP binding.
UCUUCGCCGGUGAAGUUAACAAUUGUCAUGGCGGACGCUGCUGUAACGUUUCUGUUGGACCAAUUAUCAGUGUUGAUCCGUGAAGAGUACUCGCUCUUGGGAGGGAUUAGAGAUGAUGCGGAAGACGUCAAGAAUGCUUUCGAUCGUUUGACGGCGGUUUUGAGAGUUGCGGACGAGACGGAAGAAAGUGAUCCUCAAGUUAAAGCUUGGGUGAAGAUAGUCCGGGAGCUGGCUUAUGACGCCGAAGAUGUACUUGACGAAUUCUUGAUCCGCUUUGGAGGUGGGUGGAGCAGUGGGGGAUUCUAUGGUAAGAUCAAGAACAUAUACACUUCCGUCAAGAACUUGAGAGCUCGGCGAAGGCUUGCUCUUGCGCUGCGAAGGAUCAAGGCCAGAGUGAACAAUAUCUCUCAGGAACAGCCAAGCUUGUUAACAACCUCUGCUCACACUGUCCACAGCUACAACAAAUGGUGGUAUGAUAGCCGAGGGGAUGCCCUUUUGCUAGAAGAGUCGGAUCUGGUAGGUAUUGAAAAACCCAAGCAUUUUCUUGUUAGUCUUCUGCUUGACGUUGAUGAUGAUUUAAAGAUUCAUUCUGUAGUCGGAAUGGGGGGUUUGGGAAAGACUACUUUGGUUAAAAAAGUUUAUGAUGAUGCCAAAGUGAUAAGUCACUUUCAGUAUCAUGUGUGGGUUACAUUUUCUGAAACAUUUAAGAUUGAGGAGUUGCUAAAAGAUGCAAUUAAGCAACUAGUGGAGCAAACUAAGCAAAAGCCCACUCAAGAUUUUGAAGCCAUGAACUCAAAUAAAUUGAAAGAAUUCAUUAAGAACAUUCUUUCGGGACAAAGAUACAUAAUUGUUCUUGAUGACAUUUGGGACAUUAAUGCUUGGAUGGCUAUCAAAUAUUCAUUUCCUAGGCAGAGUUUUGGUAGUCGUAUACUUAUCACAACAAGGAAUAGUGAAAUUGGUGCCUACACAAGCCACGAAACCCGCGGCGGCAUUGUCUACCCUUUAGAGUCCUUGUCCUCUGAAGAUUCAUGGACUUUGUUUUGUAGAAAGACAUUCUUAUGUGGUUUGUGCCCUCAACACUUGGUGAACAUUGCUAAGAACAUCUUAAAGAGAUGUGAUGGUCUACCCCUAGCGAUUGUGGUGAUAGCUGGGGUGUUGGCUACAAAGAGUGAGAGCAUUGAAGAAUGGGAAAGAUUCCAGAGCUGCCUCAACAUCCAAAUGGAAAGCAAUGACGGGAUGAUGAACAUGAAGAAUUUGCUUUCCCUCAGUUACUAUGAUCUACCAUAUUAUCUCAAGUAUUGUUUCCUGUACUUAAGCAUCUUUCCAGAGGAUAUCAUCAUUGAAAAAAUGAGAGUGAUUCGACUAUGGAAUGCAGAAGGGUUUGUUAGGGAGAACGGCCAACAUCAAGUAAAAGAAAAAGUUGCUGAAGCAUAUCUCAAUGAAUUACUUCAUAGAAACUUAAUUCAAAUAGUAGAGAAGUCUGACGAUGGAAGGAUGAAGGGCUUUCGAGUGCACGAUAUUUUGCGAGAAGUUAUUCUUUCCAAGUCAGUAGAGCAAAACUUUACAAUCAUUAUUGCCACUGGGCAGAACAUAGAACCUUCCAACAAGUUUCGACGUCUAGCAAUCCAUAGGUUUGAUGAAAAUAUUAUACAAUGCACUUCAUCAAAUAUGCAUCUUCGUUCUCUACAUUUCUUUGAACCACUUUCAAGCUCAGCAGUAUCAUCUUCAUUAUCAAAGAUGUUUACUGCUAAAUAUAUUCCUCUAAAGGUAUUGGAUUUAAGAGGUGCUGAACUAGAGGAAAUUCCCGAUGAAGUUUUCAACUUGUUUCAACUGAAGUACUUGAGUUUGAGAAGAACAAAGUUGAGAAGCGUUUCCAAAUCUAUAGGACGUCUUCAAAACUUAGAGACACUUGAUUUGAAGCAAACUGAUGUGAUUGAGUUGCCAAAUGAACUCUUAAAACUUUGUAAACUUUGGCAUCUCCUUGUAUACCGUUACCAAGACGAAUGGAGUAAUCCUUGGAUUAGUACGCAAAGCUUUAAUACUCCAUUUAAGAUUGGAGAAUUACUGUCUUUACAAAAGUUGUGUUUUAUACAAGCAAAUGAUACUAAUGUAGUGUCUGAGAUAGGAAAGCUAACACAACUAAGAAGACUUGGAGUUACAAAACUGCGACAUGAGGAUGGUAAAGAAUUUUGUUCGUCAUUUGAAAAGUUGACAAACCUUUGCUCUCUAUGUCUUGUGUCAAAUUCAGAGGAUGAGAUCCUUGAUAUUCAGCAUCCUCUAUAUGUCGUUCCUCUUCGUCUUCGUACAUUACAAUUGAUAGGGCAUCUGGAAAGAGUACCUCAAUGGUUAUCCUCACUUGUAGGCUUAACCAGUCUACGCUUGCAAUGGAAUAGGCUUGUUGAAGAUCCAUUGCCAUUUUUCCAAGAUCUACCCAUGUUAGCAUAUCUUUGCCUUUUAAAGUCUUAUGAAGGGGAAGGAUUGUGCUUCAAGGCCAAAAAGUUCUCAAAGCUCAAGCAUCUGCGUAUCAUCGGCUUCGAGGCACUAAAAUGGAUAAGAAUUGAGGAAGGUGCAUUACAUCAUCUUGAAGAGUUUUACAUGGAUGAAUGCAAAUUGCUUGAGCAGGUGCCGCUGGGCAUUCAACAUUUGUCUAAUCUUAAAGCAAUUAGUAUCCAUGAUAUGGGUGACAAAUUGAUGGCAAGUUUAGAGCAAAAUGGUGAAAACUAUGCAAAGAUAUCUCACAUUCCAGAAAUUACCAUUUCACAUAUCAUAAAUGGUAAGCGGAAGUAUUUCUUUCUUUCCAAAGGUUGAACCCCAACCCUAAAGGCCUCCUACAUCCCGACCCGACAAAGCAUCUGGUAAGGAGAAGUAUUUCUUUUAAUUUAAUGGCCGGUGGUCACGAGGUUUAGUAUGUGUUGUAUUAUUACUUGUAUAUCUAUACUUUGUGAUUUUAAUUUAGUUGUUUUUCAGUGUAUUAAAUUAUAUCUUUUGAUUGUAAUAUUAAUUGAUGGUAGAUUAUAAUAUGGUGUUAUUGUAUUGUCUAAUAUGGCACUUUGAUGACCUCUAAUACUCUUUGAAAGUGUUCAUCACCAAAGAUUUAUCCACAAGU